UCUCACGUGAUCAAUCAGCCCCACCUUCUUUUUAGAUGGCUGCUCGGCCCAAGUCACUCAGAAAAGCUGUGGACGAUGUUCUUACUUGUGGGAUAUGCCUAGAGAUUGUGGACUUACCCAAAGUUCUCCCCUGCCUUCAUACAUUUUGCAGAAAAUGCUUAAAAGAGCUUAUCAAUACUUCUGGAGGAGAGACCAUUCGCUGUCCCAUUUGUAAUGCCACCCACGCCGUUCCCAGGAGAGGAGUGGACGGUUUCCGUUCCAACUUUACACUUCAGAACCUUGUUGAGGCUCGACAAGUCAGUGACGCCGAGAAGGACUCCUUCCCUGGUAUCACAUGUGAGAGUGGGCUAGACGAGAACAAGGGUGUGUCCCGAUGCAUAGAUUGUGCCAAUUUCCUUUGUGCUCAUUGCGAGGACCUUCACAAGAAACUCAAAGCCACACGCGGCCAUCGUAUUAUCCCCCUGACCGAGAUAAAGAACGACGUACGUAAGUUAGAAUACAAGCGUUAUUGUAUUGAGCACGAAGAGGAGGAGCUCAAGUUGUUUUGUCAGGAUUGUAAGGAGGUGAUCUGUCGGGAUUGCACUAUCGUCGGUCAUAAGGGACACGAUUACGAUUUCAUUAAAACCGUCUUUCCCCAGCUCCAGGGAGACAUACGUGGACUCCUUGAGGGAGAUCUUGAAAAUAAGUGCAGCGAGUUUGAGGCCCACCUCGGAUACAUUAGAGAAGUGAAGGAGAAAAACUAUGAAAAUAUUGCAAAGUGCAAGGAUGAUGUGAAAGCAUAUUACGAUACUUAUAGAAGGAGAUUAUUUGAGCAAGAGGCAAUUUUAAUGGAAUCGCUUGAUGCUACGCUUGGGGAUCGUUCGAAGCAGCUCGACAUUGUCCAAGAAACUGUGGAGACGUCUAAAGCGAAACUAGACAGUGCCCGGGACUUUGCUAAGCAAUUGCUGGAGAGUGGGACACAGGUCGACUUGGCUAUGAUGUAUAGGCAGACUCGAUCACGACUGGAAAACCUCAAGGAAGAGACUUGGGACCGUAACACAACCCAACCUUGCCGACUAGUCUUUGUCAAAGAUGAAAAGGAUGACAAUCCUUUUAAAGCUAAAGUCCGAGGGGGCAUAAAUCGCGGGGAUUUGAUAGUCGAGAGUCUGGGACAGCCUGUGCUGGGCAUGAAUAAGUUUAACGUUAAGCUGGAGUCCGAAGUCAAUGCAUAUAGCCUCAUAGUGACAAUAAUGAACGAGAAUGGAGACCAUUUAAAGGAUAUCAACAUCAAGCCAAAGGGAGGGAACAAGUGGGAGGUGACAUACAAGAUAUCGGGCGAUGGAGUGUACAUCGUAUCUGUACUUCUUGAUGGAGUGGAGGCUAAGGAGAGUCCUUUUAUACGGGAGUGGCAGGCAAAGCUCCUUCAAGGGAAGAAAGUCAUGCGCGGUAAUGACUGGAAGUGGGGAGAUCAAGAUGGUGGACCGGGAGGUAUAGGAACCGUUGUGGGCUGGUCUGAAGAAGUCGGAGCAUCUGAUAACUGGGCAAAGAUCAAGUGGGAGAUUACCAAUCGUCAGAAUAAUUAUCGCUGGGGAGCAGAAGGGGCUUAUGACUUAAUGGUAGUGCCACAACAAUAAGGCUAUGUUAUUAUUAUUACUAACUUUCUUAUUUUGUUAUUGUUGUAUUUGAUUUUUUCAUGUGUUGUAAAGGUGUA
Messenger RNA from Amphimedon queenslandica, 1690 nucleotides. RefSeq names its product E3 ubiquitin-protein ligase TRIM56-like. Lineage: Eukaryota; Metazoa; Porifera; Demospongiae; Haplosclerida; Niphatidae. The transcript has a single exon. Gene Ontology annotation, molecular function: zinc ion binding; ubiquitin-protein transferase activity. Gene Ontology annotation, biological process: protein ubiquitination. The record is from RefSeq and is a predicted model, not a curated record. The coding region runs from base 36 to 1613 and encodes 525 amino acids.